Molecule: messenger RNA, 2873 nt
Organism: Chenopodium quinoa (quinoa)
Lineage: Eukaryota; Viridiplantae; Streptophyta; Magnoliopsida; Caryophyllales; Amaranthaceae
Exons: 14
Coding region: 265-2580 (771 amino acids)
Cellular component (GO): plasma membrane
Source: RefSeq, a predicted model, not a curated record
AUUGGUCAAUAGCCAAUUAAGGAAGUAAAUCAUGGUUAGCCAUGCCAUAAAGUUACAUUGAAGGUGACAAAGGCCCCAAAAGUGUGUCUUCCCAUUAAAGGUAAUAAUUCAUGCACAAAAUAAAAUCCUUAGUUGUCCUAAUUUCUCAAGUACUAUAUAUAUUUCCCCUUAAAAUUCCUCCAAUUUCUCUGAAAUUCUAUUCAACAAUUCAUUUCUACAUAGUACAAAAACUUCAACUUUCCCUCUUCCUCCUUGCCGAAGCAUAUGAUUAGCAACCAAGUAACGAUCAUGGCGGUCUUUUACGUGUUGUGUGUAUCUUUGUUAGCAGUGAGUUGUUAUGUUACUGGUGAAAAUAACACUAGCGAUCUUUACAAUGUUUGGAGUAAGAAUUACACUCCAAUUAUCCUCAAACCAUUUGAAUGGUCUUACCUAAGAGUUGAGCUGCCACCGAGGUUCUCUGCCCUGACCAUUGCCUUGAACACAAAUAUAGAACUAGAUUCAAAAUUCAUAAGCAAAAGGGGUGCGCAUCGACUGCCUAUGAUGUGCUUUCGACAAGGAGGUCUUCCUCUUCCUGAUUUCUCAAAGGCUGCUCUAAAAAACUUCGUGCUAGAUGAUGUUUAUGAUCAAUCAAGUAAGAAGCUUCUCGCUUUAAGUAUUGAUAAAUGCUAUGUUAUGCAAGAUACUAUGUGGCCUACAAUGUCAAAUGAGCAGAUUAAAGAAGGUGUUCUGUUCAUAGGUCUUUUCAAUGGUAUCGGACCAGCUCGAACUCAGUCUAAAAUGAUCAACAGAGGUAGAUCUUACACAUUCAGCGCCUUUUUAAGUGUUGAAGCAUGUAAUAGAACUAUUUUCUGGGGACAAUUCUGUGACAAGAAACUUCACCGACUUCAAUGUGUUCCAGUGAAUAGCCAUGAUGAUAAUACACAAAGUAAACAAGUCAUUGGAGGGAGUGAAGUUGCCUGCAGAAACCACCUUCGUUCUUGUCACAUGCCUGAUAUGAGUCCAAAGCUCUUCUUUCUGAAUGUCGAAAACAUGUCAGUGGAGUUGAGAUUCUCAGCUUAUGAUAUCAGAUUGGGAAAUCAAUCUAUUAGAAUUAAUGACACAGGACAUGGUGCGAUAUCUUUGAUCGUUUAUGCAAGAAAUGGUGCAGUCCCAAGUACUAGUUUGUAUGACUAUUUCACUGAUAUAAGCAGAAAGCAACUCGUGAUCAAAACACCAAAGCUCGGUACUUGGUACUUCUACAUUGUGCCUGAUGUUACACAUACUGUAAAUGUUAGAGACAAAAGUCUUCAUAAAACACAAGUGAAACAGCUCUGCUAUUCCUUGAGGUGGAAAAUCCUGAAUUAUCCUUUACAGGAAAGCCCCAUUAUGGAUGUGGAUGGCACUAAGCUCUCGUCGAUUAAUUUUCCUCAAAGGAUAUCAUUACAAGAAGAUAACUUAGACUAUCCAUGGACGUAUUAUUUUAUAGAAGUUCCAUCAAAUGCUUCAAGCAAAAACAUUAGAAUCGAGAUUGUGUCAAAUACAAGCAUAGAAUAUGAACUAUAUGCUAGAUUUGGUGGUCUACCAUCUCUUAAGGUGUAUGAUUAUUACUAUGCAAACCAAUCAAGUAACAGCAAUAAUGGAUUUUCCUUGUUUAAGGUAUAUGUAUCAAGCAAUCAAAGGGUGAAAUUCGAUAUAGUUAAUGCUCAAGAAGGAAAAUGGAGUUUUGGAUUAAUAAGGAGACCGAAUUCCAGGAAGAAUUUGGAGUCUCAGACCGACCUCUUCCUUUCUGUCGAGUCUUGUGCUGAUAACUGUUCCGGUUAUGGGACAUGCAUAGAUGUUGAUGCUUUGAGAUCUUGCAGCUUCUGUAAAUGUGAUACUUUCCAUGGUGGGUUUGAUUGCAGCAUAGAAGUAGUACCGAGAUCUGAGCAGAAGCUUCAGAUUUUAUUUCUGGUAGUAUCAAAUGCAGCAGCUUUACUUCCUGCAAUUUGUGCCCUUUGGAAGAGAUCUUACGCCGAGUGGGUGGUUUUUCUCUCUAGUGGAGUCGCGAGUGCUAUCUAUCAUGCUUGUGAUGUAAAGUGGAGAUGUGUUCUGGAGUAUGGUACACUACAGUUCAUGGAUUUCUGGCUCUCUUUUGUGGCUGUGAUAAGCACAUUCAUAUAUAUGGUUUCUGUAAGUGAAGCUUUGAAGAGAGGCAUUCUUUCAGUUGUGUGGAUUCUCAUAGCACUCAUGGCGCUGAGUGAUGCCACCAGUUCCAGAAAUAUAAAAUUUGUGAUAAUCAUUGGUGUGGCGUGCCUUCUCAUUACAUGGCUGGUAGAAUCAUCAACCAAAUUGAUAGCAUUCUCUACCCAUUCUCAAAGGCCAACGAUAUCUAGUUCAUGGUUCCUUGAAAAUAUGAAGAAAAUGCUCAGAAGCUUUCGUUGGAGGUUUCUGGUAGCAGGUUUUGUUGCAUUAGCCUUGGCAGCAAUAAGCUGGAAUCUAGAAGACAUUGAAACUUACUGGAUUUUUCACAGUACAUGGCACGUUGCAAUGUACACAGCAGCAUUCUUCUUCCUUUGCUCCAAGGUUAACUUGCAAAGUGAGGGUUCGAAGCCUGAUGAAUAAAGCGAUAUGGCAGUCGCAACAACUAGAUCAACUGACAGCAGUAUCCCCUGAUGUUUGUGAUGUUGCUGUCAAAUUUUCAUAAUACAGAAAGUCAGAAUAGAUACAAAACAAAACCAAAGAUUGGUUGAUUAUAGUGAUAUACUAUGCUAUUAAGAUGAUAGGCCGCCUCCAGAAGAUUGUCAGGCGCUAAGUUUUGCUGACUGAUUUUUGUCACUGAAUUUGUGAUAAACUGUAAGGCAAAGAAAAUGUAUAGCAAAAACAAAGAACCAAACAAAUUUUCAUGAAAGCCAUUA